Messenger RNA from Lampris incognitus (smalleye Pacific opah), 3169 nucleotides. RefSeq names its product SERPINE1 mRNA binding protein 1b (gene serbp1b). The transcript is spliced from 10 exons. The record is from RefSeq and is a predicted model, not a curated record. NCBI's taxonomy places the organism in Eukaryota, Metazoa, Chordata, Actinopteri, Lampriformes, Lampridae. Gene Ontology annotation, cellular component: nucleus; cytoplasm. Bases 117 to 1529 code for a protein of 470 amino acids. Gene Ontology annotation, molecular function: mRNA 3'-UTR binding.
UGCUCUCGCCGGAAGAGAAGGGGCAAGUUUUCCAGCCAUCUUGUGGCAGUGUUCUGCGACUUGUUCGCAUCAAGCCUCGUAGAAUCGGAGGUGAAUCCCGCGGAAGGGGCGCCAUCAUGCCCGGACACCUGCAAGAAGGUUUCGGCUGUGUCGUAACCAACCGAUUCGACCAGUUAUUGGACGAUGAAUCCGAUCCGUUUGAGAUCCUGAAAGCCGCCGAAAACAAGAAGAAGGAGGCGGCCGCCGCUGGUUCCACCAAGACCGCCGCUCAAGCCGCCAAGCAGCCGAAGAAAGAGUCACAAAAGGACAGAAAGAACCCGCUUCUGGACAAGAAGGAAGAAUCUCAGGCUCCAGUACCCCUGAAGAAAGAAGGUAUCAGACGGGUGGGCCGACGGCCAGACCAGCAGGGCCAGUCUGGUCCCCAGCACCAAGGUGUACAGGGUGAGGGGCGACCCGGAGACAGGAGGCCGGACCGGAGACCCCCCCGCGAGCGGCGUUUUGACAAACCUGCCGAGGAGAAGCCUGAGGGUGGCGGAGAGUUCUCAGCAGAAAAGCCUUCUGGAGAGAGGCCCCCAAGAGGGCGUGGUGGUGGCCGAGGUGGGCGUGGUGGAAGGGGGCGUGGCAUGGGCCGAGGCGAUGGCUUUGACUCCCGAGGAAAACGAGACUUUGACAGACACAGUGGCAACGACAAAUCGCAGAAAAAUGAAGAGAAGCGCAGUGGCAGUGGCUCUCAUAACUGGGGCAAUGUAAAGGAUGAAGUGAGAAGGGCAAUUCAGUUCCCACAGUCCACCCAGACGUACACAAACUCACAGACAAGCGGCAGUCAUCACCCUGUCAGAGACAACAGACAGAUCAGUACAUGGGCAAGAGAUGCACACUGCCACCCUCAUGUGGCCCUGCAUGCAGACUCCCACGAGGACCAGGCAAAGGGCAAAAUCUAUCAUGGCUGCCGACAAUACUCAGCCAGUGAGGCUGAACAGACUGCUGGUCCUGAGGCAACUCCAGAAGGAGAGGAACAACCACCUGCUGACUCUGAGAACAAGGAGAACGAGGUAGAAGAAGUAAAGGAAGAGGGACCCAAAGAGAUGACCUUGGAUGAGUGGAAGGCCAUGCAGGACAAGGAACGAGCCAAGGUGGAGUUCAACAUUCGUAAGCCUAAUGAGGGAGCCGACAGCCAGUGGAAGAAAGGAUACGUGUUGCACAAAUCUAAGAGUGAAGAUAGGCCUGUGGGUGCUUUAAUCGAUGCCUCAGAGAUGGAAGCAGACACUCAGCCUCUCUACCCAAAGGGCACUGAAGAAGCUGGAGACCACCACUUCCGUAAACCAGCCAAUGACAUCACAUCUCAGCUUGAGAUUAAUUUUGGAGACCUGGGCCGCCCUGGACGCGGGCGUGGGGGCGCCCGUGGAGGAAGAGGAGGCCGCGGUGGGGGAGGCAGCAGGCCGGCACGUGGGGCAGGCCGUUCAGAAAAGCCAAGUGGAGUGUCGGUCCCCAACGUGGAUGAUCCUGAGGCCUUCCCGGCCUUGGCCUAAGGCUCCUAUACCGCUACCACCAGCCCACCCAUCAGCCCCUCCGGGCCCCUCCUCUACGAGGCUUGCAUGCUUACCACAUCUUCAAGUAUAUCAGAAAACAGAAAAAAAAAAGAUUUUACCAAUGGAAAAAGACUCAUCCUCAUACCACACAGCACCAGAGGACUGAAAUUUUAUCCGUUUUAAAGGAGAACAAAAAGACAAAGGUGGAAAAAGGACCCCUUGUUACACUGAAGCAAAUUAUUGGUAGACGUUUUGUAUUUAGACAUGAAAGCAGGGAUGUUUUCAUAAAGGUUUUUUUGUUUGUUUGUUUCCAAAGUUUAUGCAUACUUCAUUGAUAUUUUUUUGUGCUGCUUGAAUUUAUACAUUUCCACGCUUAGGUUGAAGUGUGUGCAUCUUUUAUCCCCGUAGAUCUUGCAUUCAAUUUCCAUAUGACUUCAAUUCCAUAUUAUGGGGUCAUCUUAGUCAAGAAUUUUUACGGGGUGCAUUUUUCCAGCAAGACACACUGAUUUAGAAUUACACUACAGUAAGGAAACCUAGAUAACUCAAAAUAUGCUUAACAUGCAUUGGAAGUGUAAUUACCCUUCUCCUGACUAUCCAUCCUUUUGAGAAGCACAAAUUCAGGAUGGGUAAAUGGGCAAAGUGACUUCCUACUAAAGGUUGGUAUUUUUCUGCUUGUUGUGCAGUGAAAGGUUAAUGCCUCUUUUUUUUGGAUAGCUUGCCUUUUUUGUGGACCAGUGGUUAGUAUGCUUUUAUCCCCUGAUCCAGAUGUGCUACCUGUGUUUUUAGGGCACUCUAGGGCCCACUAUCUAUCUUUAGGCUGGUCCUCUUAGGUCACACAGACUACUACUAGUAAUUUCAGGACCACUAAGCAAAUAUUGUAUUUUUUUGUUAAGGAUGUGUGUGUCUGUGUGUUUGUGUUAUAAGUAUGAGAGCGCAAAUGUAUGAAUGUGACAGGUGAUAACUUGGUUUAAGUAUUCCUCUGCUAUGUACUUGCUGUUUUAUCAAACAUUCGGCUGCAGGUUCUGUGCAGUGUUCUUGUCAGAAAUGGUUCAUAUUUUAUCUUGGAAGUGAUCUUUUUUUAGGUAAGAAUAAGUAGACUGGGCAUAUCUUGCACUCAGAAUUUCUGAAGCACUUGGUUUUUAUCAGCACCAGUACUCGGGAGAUUGUUUGGUUUUUUUUCCCCUGUUGUAAUCAUUUGCUGUCUUUUUUUUUCAGUACAGCAGCACUGCAGCACCAUUGUAUAAUUUGUCUAAAAGACAGGUUGGCAGUCAUUGUGGAACAAACGAGCUACAGAAUGUAAUGUAAGCUAGCGGCACUUUGAGCCACUCCACCUGCAUCUGCAUUUCCAGUGAGCCUUUUAUUUUAAUGAAGUGGGUAUAUUUCUCUAAUUGGGUUAGGGAAGGGUUUAGAUAUAGACAAGCUAAUUUAAAGCUUCGUAUGCUAUGUGCUAGAAGACUUUCUGGUAAUGUACAGGUGAGGGCUGGAGCAAACUUCUUGUAGGACUCGGAUCCACAUGACAGCAGAACUUCUUUGCAAACAUCCCUGUUCUAAUAAAUUGCUUUAGAGGUGUUACAUGUAUUCUUCCCACGGCUGUUGGGUUGUGUGAAAUCAAUACUGUGAUUUUAAAGGUGUAAACAAAU